UCUUCUCUGACUUCAUUAUAAUCACAACUUAAUAUAUAUAUAUCCAAUUAUAUUAAAGUACAGUUUUUGUUGAAAUUAAGGAAAAGAAAAUAAUGGCUUGCCCUUCAUCAUCAAUGGCAAUGGGGGAAAAUGGGGAAGAUGAAGUCAUCCAUGUGCUGGCUGUUGAUGACGAUCCAAUUAACCUUAUCAUCAUUGAGAAAUUGCUCAAGUCCUCUUCUUGCAAAGUAACAACGGCAGAAAAUGGAGUGAGAGCUUUGGAGUACCUGGGGUUAUUAGCAGGAGAUGUCCAACACAACUCUCCAAACACCAACGUCCCAAAGGUGAAUUUGAUAAUUACAGAUUACUCCAUGCCUGGGAUGAAUGGCUAUGAGCUUCUUAAGAAAGUCAAGGACUCAGCCAUGUUUAAGGAUGUUCCAGUGGUGGUAAUGUCAUCCGAAAACAUUCCAAGUCGGAUAAACCAAUGCAUGGAGGUAGGAGCUAAGAUGUUCAUCCUGAAGCCUCUCAAGCAAGCUGAUGUGAACGAACUCAAAUCUCAGUUAAUGCAUAAAAGAUUAUCAAUGUGAUGAAGACCGAUCAGAAGCUUUAGUAUAGUUAGAUCCAGAUUUGAUUCCCAAAAAAAAAAAUUAAUUAAUUUAAUAUGUAUCAAGGAUAGCAAGUUAAUUUUUCUAUUACUAUGAAAAUUAUGGAUGAAGACUUAUAACAUCUUUAGUUAUUACA
Ipomoea nil (Japanese morning glory) is the source of this 717-nucleotide messenger RNA. RefSeq names its product two-component response regulator ARR17-like. The record is from RefSeq and is a predicted model, not a curated record. The transcript has 5 exons. Bases 93 to 563 code for a protein of 156 amino acids. NCBI's taxonomy places the organism in Eukaryota, Viridiplantae, Streptophyta, Magnoliopsida, Solanales, Convolvulaceae. Gene Ontology annotation, biological process: phosphorelay signal transduction system; cytokinin-activated signaling pathway.